This is a messenger RNA of Corticium candelabrum, 802 nucleotides long. RefSeq names its product pituitary tumor-transforming gene 1 protein-interacting protein-like. Bases 68 to 625 code for a protein of 185 amino acids. Gene Ontology annotation, cellular component: nucleus; cytoplasm. Lineage: Eukaryota; Metazoa; Porifera; Homoscleromorpha; Homosclerophorida; Plakinidae. The transcript is spliced from 5 exons. The record is from RefSeq and is a predicted model, not a curated record. Gene Ontology annotation, biological process: protein import into nucleus.
UUUUGUCACAGUGACGUAAUAAUAGUCAAUCAGUCAGUGUGUUGCCAACUUCUUGUGCGAUCCGACGAUGAAACGAGCUUUUGUAUCGAUUUUUCUUUUUGUAGCGCUUGGUCUCAUGACGUCCUUUUAUUUGGUUGACGCCGGUUGCGAAGGAAAGUCUUCGUGUGGAGACUGCGUCAAAGACGUCGAGUGCUAUUGGUGUAAGGAAAAUGGUAAGGACGGUGGGAAUGAUACUGAAACUUGCAUCAAAUCGUGGAAGCCAACGGGUUGCGAUGAUUUCUACGUUCUCACUUGUAAUGUUGAUGGUGUGAUUUGGGUGUCUCUUGCUGGAGCGGGAGCAGGUCUUGUUCUGCUGUUUCUUAUUUGCUGUAUUGUGUACUGCUGCUGCUGCCGUGGAAAGGCCAAGCGUCAGCGACAGUUUGAGAUGAGGGAGAAGGAGGAUGCAAGUCGAAGGCGUGACAUGAAGGACAAACAGGAUUCGAGGAGAGCUGAGAGGAAGGCGAAGAAUGACGCAAUCAGGAAGAAAUAUGGUCUCUACAAGGACGAUGACGACAAUGAUGGCAACAAUGGUGAUAGUCCAUUCUCAAGCACUGGAACAGCUGGCCGCUACCAACGCUUUGACUAAACGUUGCAUUUGCUAUGUAGACUAGAACACUAAUUUCAAUUCAUUGUAUUUGUGACUGUGGGAUAGGAUGACAUGGUAAGCAUUGCUAAUUUAGUUGUCAUAGUUUUCCAGGCGUUGCUGCACGCUCUGUAUGUUAUUGUAUUUUAUCCAUUGAUAUGCAGUUGUAUUGGACAUUAA